AAAUAAAUUUCAAUCCAAAGUGAGAGGAAAAAGCAUCAAUGGUGGAAGCUUGCUUGUGAUAUAGCCAGCGACGACGAGUGAAGCAGUGCACAAUAAGUAGGAAACUUCGAGAGAGAGAGAGACGUGUUUGUUUAUUUGUGUGUUUGCGCUUUUUGGCUUUCUUCGCCGCUUCCACGAAGAAGCCGAACGGCGUGAAUCGACUUUUCUCCAGAUCUCAUCUUCUUCUUUCUUCUUCCUCCCUGUUUGAUUCUCCAAUCUGCAGGCGAAUCGAGAUUCAGAUCUCGUCUUCGCUUGCAUCCAAUCGAGAUCUGAUAGUGUCGGUGUCCAAUCUCGCAAUUUCAAUUGUGUUAACGUCGAAUCCAAUUUAGUCGGAAAAUGGAGAAAACGGAGAGCGAGAAGAAACAGUCGCCUGUCUCCGACGUCGGCGCAUGGGCUAUGAACGUAAUCAGCUCCGUCGGAAUCAUCAUGGCUAAUAAACAGCUCAUGUCUUCCUCUGGCUUCGGGUUUAGCUUUGCGACAACUCUGACGGGAUUCCACUUCGCGCUCACUGCGCUUGUUGGUAUGGUUUCAAACGCCACGGGACUAUCGGCAUCAAAGCAUAUUCCUCUCUGGGAGCUUCUAUGGUUCUCAAUUGUCGCUAACGUCUCCAUUGCUGCCAUGAACUUCAGUCUUAUGCUCAACUCUGUUGGCUUCUAUCAGAUCUCGAAACUGAGUAUGAUUCCUGUGGUAUGCGUGUUGGAAUGGAUUCUUCAUAGCAAGCAUUACUCUAAAGAAGUGAAGGCUUCUGUUAUGGUUGUGGUUGUUGGUGUUGGAAUUUGUACGGUGACUGAUGUCAAGGUUAAUGCCAAAGGUUUCAUUUGUGCAUGCACUGCCGUCUUCUCCACUUCUCUGCAGCAGAUUUCAAUAGGCUCUUUGCAGAAGAAAUACUCGGUGGGAUCUUUUGAAUUGCUGAGCAAAACAGCACCAAUCCAAGCAAUUUCACUCCUCAUCUUUGGCCCCUUUGUUGACUAUUUCUUGAGUGGCAGAUUCAUCACUACUUACAAGAUGACUUACGGUGCCAUCUUCUGCAUUCUUCUCUCGUGCGCAUUGGCCGUUUUCUGCAACAUAAGCCAAUAUCUCUGCAUAGGAAGAUUCUCUGCAACAUCGUUCCAAGUUCUAGGCCACAUGAAAACAGUCUGCGUGCUUACGCUAGGAUGGCUUCUCUUUGAUUCGGAGAUGACAUUCAAGAACAUCGCCGGGAUGGUCUUAGCUGUUGUCGGAAUGGUGAUAUAUAGCUGGGCGGUUGAUCUAGAGAAACAGAGAAACUCAAAGUCAACGCCUCACGGGAAAAAUAGUAUGACCGAAGAUGAGAUUAAGCUACUCAAGGAAGGAAUAGAGCAUAUGGAUUUGAAAGACGUUGAGCUCGGUGAGACUAAAGUAUAAAAUUGUGCUCACACAAAUCCGAUUUACACGUCGAAAACUGAUGUUCUUAAAAACAAAAAACAAAAAACUAUCUCUCAUUCUUCCAUUUUUUUCGUGUGCAAUAUUAUACAACUUGUAUUCUUUUCCAACAGUUAUACAGCAUUUUGGG
Eutrema salsugineum is the source of this 1570-nucleotide messenger RNA. Its product is annotated as UDP-rhamnose/UDP-galactose transporter 1. Gene Ontology annotation, molecular function: UDP-galactose transmembrane transporter activity; antiporter activity. Bases 376 to 1422 code for a protein of 348 amino acids. NCBI's taxonomy places the organism in Eukaryota, Viridiplantae, Streptophyta, Magnoliopsida, Brassicales, Brassicaceae. Gene Ontology annotation, cellular component: Golgi apparatus. The record is from RefSeq and is a predicted model, not a curated record. The transcript is spliced from 5 exons.